Molecule: messenger RNA, 1233 nt
Organism: Plasmopara halstedii
Lineage: Eukaryota; Oomycota; Peronosporomycetes; Peronosporales; Peronosporaceae
Product: cmp-sialic acid transporter 5-like
Exons: 1
Coding region: 1-1233 (410 amino acids)
Biological process (GO): pyrimidine nucleotide-sugar transmembrane transport
Cellular component (GO): Golgi membrane
Molecular function (GO): pyrimidine nucleotide-sugar transmembrane transporter activity
Source: RefSeq, a predicted model, not a curated record
AUGGUGUCAACAGCUUAUCAGGUGUCACUGCUGAUGCUGUUGGCCCUUCAAGUGGGGGUGCAACCGCUGCUUAUGGGGUGGUACGCGACCAGUGCGCACGACGUUCGUUUACGUGUUGGAGUAGUGGAGGUGUUAAAACUGCUGUUGACACUGGCGCUGCUAAGUCUUGGGCGUGGGGAAGCUGGCAUUUCGAACCAGCUCAAGACUUGGAGGUGGCGCACCGCAUUUUCCACAACAGUAUUACCUGCACUCAUCUAUUUGCUGCAAAAUUUGCUAAAUCAUGCAGCUGUAGUGACGCUUGAUGGCGUGACGUUUAACGUGCUUAACCAAACCAAAAUCAUCUGGACGGCAUUACUUGUGUAUCUGCUUUUGGGAAUACGCCAGUCUCCGCUGCAACUCGUGGCCCUAGCACUUCUCUGUGUCGCUGCAGUAUUAAUGACGGCGUCAUCAAGAGCUACUCACAAUGCAAUGCAGAGGAAGACGGAUUCUGACGUGUGGACAGGGAUGUACCAGGCGUUAUUAGGAGCCGUGUUGUCAGCUCUGGCCGGUUGCAUUAUACAAAAAGCUUUGCAGAAAGAGAAGCGCAACCAAUAUAUGGUGACAGUGGAGCUUAGUGUGCUGGGCGAAGUUACGCUUUUGGCGUUGGCUUUUGUGCAGGAUAGACUUUUAACAAGUCGAGGGAACGCAGACUCGCAAGAUAGCAUGUGGGACGGCUGGAGCGUUAUGACACUUGGCGCACUCAUGUGUCAAGCACUUGGAGGGGUGCUGGUGGGAUUUGUGAUCCGAGAUUGUGGCAAUGUGGAGAAGAAUUUUGCUGUUGUUGGAGGCAUGGGGCUGACGGCAUGGCUCGAAACGUUUUUUAACGGUAAACCAUUUUGUAACAACGCGCUAGUUGCAAUGGUGCUUGUCACUAUCAGUACGGCGCUGUACACUCUUAAAGCACCCGCUAAUGUAUUAGCCGACGUGAGGCAACUUGCACAUCAUUUGCCCACAAAAGAUGUCACUACUCCAACACCAUCGUACAUCUCGAACGCGAGGCAUUUUAAAAAAAGGUUGAGUGCCGACCUAAAUGAGCGAGAGUCAAUCGUAACACAUGAAACUAUCGGUAUGGUUAGUAGUACAAACGAACAUGCGAACUGCGUUUCUCGACAAGAGAUGCGGCGAAACUCGCGGCAACUUCAGCCGCUCUGCGACUCGUCAUCAAUUUUGUCAGAGUCAGAAACUAUCGUAUAG